AUGUCUCUCCUGGACCUAACGCAGGUGGUUCCACAGCCCUUGGAACGCGCCUUCACAGACCCCCAGCCGCAUGCUGGCGAGCCGUCCAAGAAGAAGCGCGAUCUCAUGAGACGGGUUCUCCUGGCCCUCCAGAAAGCACAGAAAUACUCCGCGUACGGCUUCCUAGCGUUCUUCGGGCUCCACGUGUCCUCGGUGGUCGUGGCGCCUGCACUUGGCUUCAGUGCAGAAAAGUGCCAGGACCUCUUUGAGAUGACCCGGGCAGUCUACUUGUCUCCCCUCUUCGAGUACUCUGCCACCUACGCCACGGCCGGGGUUCACGUGGCAUGCGGCGUUUCGGCACGGGUCAUUCGGAGCGUGUUUGCGCCGCCCAGAAAAGCGCCCCGGGCCGAGAGAGACGUGGUCAUAAAGGACCAGCAUAGAGACGACAUAGGUCUUGGGGGCCUCGGCUCCAUCCUCGGGCUCGGCUUCAAGAAAUCGUGGGUCUCGUCGCGGUUCCCGUCCUUCACGCCGUUGACGUUUUCGGGCUACGUCAUGGCCGCUGCUCUCGCCUACCACUUGUACAAGAUGAAGAUCGGCGCGUUGCUUGUGGACGGCGACUCGGCGUUGGUCAACUUGAACUUCGUCACGCAUUAUCUCCGCCAGUCGUUCUACGGGGACGCGGGCAAAUACUUCAACUACGCCAUGCUCGGCAUGCUUCUGUGGGUGUCGUUUUACCACACGAUCAGCGGGCUUUUCAAGUACCGCAGGCAGACCAGUCUCCGGGCCCGCAAGAUCGCCUACACCGUCAUAGGCCUCUUCUCCGGGCUCAGUUUCUUGGCCGUCACCCGCCUCAGGCUGUGGGACUUGGAAGCCGGCUUCGUGGGCAGGCAGUUUGCCAGGUACCUCUUUGUGGAGCGCUGA
Messenger RNA from Metschnikowia bicuspidata var. bicuspidata NRRL YB-4993, 900 nucleotides. RefSeq lists its product as uncharacterized. Gene Ontology annotation, cellular component: mitochondrial outer membrane. Bases 1 to 900 code for a protein of 299 amino acids. Lineage: Eukaryota; Fungi; Ascomycota; Pichiomycetes; Serinales; Metschnikowiaceae. The record is from RefSeq and is a predicted model, not a curated record. The transcript has a single exon. Gene Ontology annotation, biological process: mitochondrion organization; lipid homeostasis.